AUGGCCGAAUUCCUCGUUAACGAUGCUGAUCUCACCAGCCUCAAAGGCAAGGUUAUUGUCGUCACAGGCGGCUCCUCGGGUAUCGGCCUAGCAACGGUCGACCUAUUACUCUCACUGGGAGCUUUAGUGGUCAGCGGUGAUAUCCAGCCACCAAAGGAGUCACCAACCUCAUUAACGUUUGUGAGAACCAACGUCACCAUCUGGGCCGACCUCGUCGCGCUCUUCAAGAAAGCAAAGGAGGUCCAUGGCCACAUCGACCAUGUCUUCGCCAACGCAGGGAUUUCCCCCCGCGCUGAUUAUUUGGCAACGGAGGUGGAUGAGAACGGGGACCUGAAAGAACCCACGCACGAGCUGAUGGACGUCAACUUGAAGGGCGUCAUGAACACGGUUACGCUGGCUGUGUGGUACAUGCGCCAGCAGCCCGAAGGAGGCAGCAUCGUUGCCUGUGGCUCGAGUAUUGGAUUUCAUCGUGUGCGCGCUGUGGAUUACUGCACGGCCAAACAUGGCGUCCUAGGCUUCAUGCGCGGAAUCCUGCAAGUCAUCGACCAGUCUCAGCUCCCCGUGCGCGUCAACACGCUCGCGCCCAGCUGGACGGAUACCGCCGUCCUCCCCAACUUGAAGGAGAUAAUGCAGGGCCUCGGCCUGGAGGCACAGCCCGGGUCGGCGGUUGCGCGCGCGGCGGCUUACAUGAUGGUCGAUGCGUCCAGGCAGGGACAGGUAAUUUACUGUGCGCAUGGUAAGUACAAGGAGGUUGAUGAAGCCGUGUUGCUGCCUGCGUACGACGCUAUCAAGGGGGAAGGCAAUAUUUCGGAUGAUGAGGCGUUGAAGCGGAUAAUGCAGGUUAUGAUGGGUGGACAGGCUUAA
Molecule: messenger RNA, 864 nt
Organism: Pseudomassariella vexata
Lineage: Eukaryota; Fungi; Ascomycota; Sordariomycetes; Amphisphaeriales; Pseudomassariaceae
Exons: 3
Coding region: 1-864 (287 amino acids)
Source: RefSeq, a predicted model, not a curated record